CAACCGCUUUCGGACGCCAUGUAGGCCGCUGCCUGCCGCUUCCCCCACCUCAAGCUCCCGUGCUUCUCCUGCGCUCUCAACGUAUCUCACCGCCAGCCCACCUGGUCACUUCAGUCGUCUACCGGAGCCGCAGCCAUGGCCAGUAGAACCUCCAGCAAACCACUUCCCGUCGGCGGGCUCUACUGUCCGUGGACUUGGGGGAUGUGUGUCCCAGAGAACCGAAUGACAGAAUCCAUGACGCUGGACCGGCUGGACGGAGCCCCAACACCUUGGCACGCCCUCGUGGACGUGAUCUCGCUGGCCUACAGCUUCUACAGCCACAGUCGGCACGACGACGGCCGCCGCAUGCUCGUCCGAGCCUACAUGUAUCUGCUGCCGCAUGGAGUCUUCCCGCCUGCCGCCUACCCAACUGUGUACGAGUACAGAGAGGGGCUGCGUCACAUCCUGGACUCGUCGUGGGCCCUAGCAUCAGAAGAAUACGACUACAAGCGCCCCAGCCCGCUUCUGCGCUCAUUUGUGGAGAGCAUCACGCCCUUCACAUCUCUGGAUGCCAAGCAGCGCGCUGCCUUGAUUGCGAUCCAGGCCCGUGUGAACACGAUACCUGGUUCGAAUUUUCCCGAAAGUGGUGGCUUUUCUUUGGGGAACCAGGGAGGCGGCGAAAGCCUGCUCCGGACGUGUAUCGACCUCAGUCCUAUGGAGGGAGAGUGGCGCUUUCGAUUGGCGGAGUACAUGGACGGCAACAUCUUUUGUUCAGCUGAACCCUCAGAGAAGCUGCAACUUUUGCGAGAUGCUUACAGACUUAGGAAGACACCUGAUUGUACGCUGCUUCUGGCGAGGACACUGCUAAGCAACACAAAGCACGUCUCAUCGGCGCUUGAGGCCCGUUCCCUCCUCGACGAGGCCUUGUCUCUCUGGCCUGACAACCCUUACGUGCUCGUCGAAGGAGCAGAUAUCAUUAUGCUCUUAGAUGCAGGUAAGUCCAUCAAGGCUUGCACUGAGGCGCUGCGCAUGACUGAACGCGCCGUCCAGUUGGUCGGUGACCGCGCCUACCUCCGCCUGAAGCUUGCCCACAUCUGCAGCCAGCUGGGCAGGAGUAGGGAAGCUGGGGCACAUCUCGCCAUGGCUCGCCGGAUCAAUCCUACAGGCGCACCGCUCUUCAUGGAGUACUAGUCGCAAGGUUCCUGCUGCAGUGGAUUCGGGAUUAUCCUUUCUCGUCGUCAUCCUUAACAUCUUGUUCACUACUUUUCAUUUCACUAUUAAUGCAAUACAGGCGUAAAUUUGAGUGAUUUUUAAAACAAUGUCAUUGUACGCUUUCCUCUAUUGUCCUAUAUUGUUUUAUUAACAGACAUAAAAUUGCUUUAUUGUUUAUAA
This is a messenger RNA of Frankliniella occidentalis (western flower thrips), 1371 nucleotides long. RefSeq lists its product as uncharacterized. Lineage: Eukaryota; Metazoa; Arthropoda; Insecta; Thysanoptera; Thripidae. The coding region runs from base 136 to 1170 and encodes 344 amino acids. The record is from RefSeq and is a predicted model, not a curated record. The transcript is spliced from 8 exons. Gene Ontology annotation, molecular function: protein binding.